Cicer arietinum (chickpea) is the source of this 1755-nucleotide messenger RNA. RefSeq names its product ASC1-like protein. Gene Ontology annotation, molecular function: sphingosine N-acyltransferase activity. Gene Ontology annotation, cellular component: membrane; endoplasmic reticulum. The record is from RefSeq and is a predicted model, not a curated record. Gene Ontology annotation, biological process: ceramide biosynthetic process. Lineage: Eukaryota; Viridiplantae; Streptophyta; Magnoliopsida; Fabales; Fabaceae.
UGAAGUUGCAGCCAGUAAAACUAAAAAGGGCAAAUUAGUAAAACAAAAUCAACCACAGAAGGAUAUAACAAAAAGGGUAAUAAUAAUCAUAAAUCAUAAUCUUCAUUAUCAACGCAUACGCACUCAUAAUACCCAUAACCACCGUAAAAACAGGACCUAAUCGAUUCCAUCGAUCCACGCUUAUAUAUAUCCAAUUCCAAAUUCACCACACUUUCUUCACUUUCUUUUCUUUUCUUUUCUCUUCUUUUUCAUUUCUUUCUUUCGUUCUAUGCAACAUUAUCGCAUUCUAAUUAACCAGAUUCGGAUUCAUUCUGAUUUUCCUUCUCUUUCCCGAGAAAAUUUCUGAAAUAACCACGACGAACACGAUUGAUAAUUAUUAUGGAUUGGAUUCAACGAUUCAAGUCCAUUGACUUUCACCAUGAAUCUUUCCCUGCUUACGAGGAUUUCUACCUUCUCCCUUUCUUCGCUCUCUUCUUCCCUUCUAUUCGCUUCCUUCUUGAUAGAUUCCUUUUCGAGAAAGUGGCAAGAAGGAUGAUUUUCGGAAAGGGGGACACGAUGUUGGACUACCAGACAGAUGAUAGAAGAAAAAGGAUUAAUAAAUUUAAGGAAUCAGCCUGGAAAUGUAUUUAUUAUCUCUCAGCUGAGGUUCUUGCUCUGUCUGUAACUUAUGACGAACCUUGGUUUACCAAUACAAGAUAUUUUUGGGUGGGGCCAGGGAGUCAGCUCUGGCCAGAUCAAAAGAUUAAGUUGAAAUUGAAGGCAUUAUAUAUGUAUGCUGCUGGAUUUUAUUCUUACUCCAUUUUUGCUUUAAUAUUUUGGGAAACAAGGCGCUCUGACUUUGGGGUUUCCAUGAGUCAUCAUGUUGCUACCGUCAUUCUCAUUGUGUUGUCUUACAUUUGUAGGUUUGGUCGUGUUGGAUCAGUUGUUUUAGCAAUUCAUGAUGCUAGUGAUGUGUUUUUAGAGAUAGGGAAAAUGUCCAAAUACAGCGGUGCUGAAAGAACGGCUAGCACUGCGUUUAUUCUUUUUGUUUUAUCUUGGAUCAUAUUGCGCCUCAUUUACUACCCAUUCUGGAUUCUUUGGAGUACAAGCUAUGAAGUUCUUCUCACCUUGGAUAAGGAAAAACACCAAGUGGACGGUCCAUUAUAUUAUUAUAUGUUCAACAGUCUUCUAUAUUGCUUGCUGGUUCUGCAUAUUUAUUGGUGGGUGCUGAUAUAUCGGAUGCUUGUUAAACAAAUCCAAGCAAGAGGAAAACUUAGUGAAGAUGUUCGAUCUGAUUCAGAUUCAGAGUCAGAAGACGAACAUCAAGAUUGAGUAGGAAAACAAAAGCAUUAUGUAAUCAUAAGGCAAAGAUGAAGUGGUUAGCUUCAAAUGUUUUAUGUGCCUUUGACCACAGUAUUAGUCAUUUUCAAAUGCUCAUUCAAAUCGGAGGGAAUUGUAUUUAUACUGAUUCGAGAAGAGACUACGGAACUGAUUUAAAAGGGAAGCAGAUGGAGGGAAAUUUUCAAUCUUCUAAAUUAUUUGUCUAUGUAGCACCGCCAGAAGUUCAGGUAUGCUACAUGCCAUUUUGUUAUAAUGGUUUGACUUUGUUGAAUAUUUGUCCCUCAACAUUCAUUCAAAAAUUCAAACUACAACUUUGAGGACUGUGACAAUUAAUGUAUACUAUUUCUGGCACAAAUUUUUUCCUUGGUUUCCACAUAUUGGAGAAUGAAAUUGUUGUUCCUGAUUGCCACAAAUUUUACUGGUCUUGUUAAACUA